Molecule: messenger RNA, 4084 nt
Organism: Drosophila busckii
Lineage: Eukaryota; Metazoa; Arthropoda; Insecta; Diptera; Drosophilidae
Product: putative ATP-dependent RNA helicase DHX57
Exons: 6
Coding region: 72-3959 (1295 amino acids)
Cellular component (GO): intracellular anatomical structure
Molecular function (GO): protein binding; RNA binding; ATP binding
Source: RefSeq, a predicted model, not a curated record
GCUGAUUCCUGAUGACAGCUAUCUUAAGUUAUUUUAACUAAUUUUUGUUGUGAAAUUACUCGAGGCUAGACAUGGACGAAUCUUCAAGGCAGCACAUUGAGGAUUGUUUCCUGCGCGCGCCUAACGAUGCACGCAGCACAAAUGUGCCAGCGCCGCCAAAGGCAGCGGCCGACAAUACAUCACGCAAAACAGAGCUGCACGUGCUGCGCUUGAAUGACAAAUCACAGCAAAUGACCAUGGACACAUUACGCAGCAUACAUGGGCCGGAUUUCAAACUGGACGACAUUAGCAAAUACAAGGAUCGAGGACGCAAUGGUCAGGGUAUUAAACAUGCCUACUGGGAGGAUCGCGGCACAUUGAUGGUGCAGAGUGUGCAAGGUAUUAAGCCGGCCACCGGCAGCAGUACGCACGAUGAUGAUGAUCGUCUGCGUCGCUAUGCGCUGCUCAAGCUGGAAAAUUAUGGCUUCCCAGCAGUACACUGCCUGGAAGCCUAUGAUCACUGUUCACGAGAUACAGAGGCCGCUCUGCUGCUGCUCUACCAACGAUAUAUGCGUGUGCGCACCGACGAGACGCCAGCGCUUGAGCCACCCAGUGAGGCCGAGCUGCUGGAUAUGCGCGCCGACGAAAAAGAGGCACUGCAGUCCAUUUACGAUAAGGCCUAUGAGGAGCGUGAGCGCAACAGUGUGUGGAAUUUAAAGUUUAAGAUUGAGCAUUUGCUCAAGCACAGUCCGUCGGAGGUGCGCAAGGCACACGAGGCAGUGCUGGCUGCGCAAGCUGCCACGCGUCAAGCGGCGCUGGAUAAGAAGAAGAAAGCGCCGCAACGUUGUCGCAACUUUGAUCGCGAUGGCACCUGCAAAUUUGGCAACAAGUGUCGCUUUGCACAUUUGCCGCCGCUGUUGGCAGAGGAGCCAUCAACACCUGAGCGUAAGCGCACAGACAAUCUGGAUGAGAAUGAUAAUGAGCUGUGGUUCCAUGUGGAGGUCCGCUUUCCGCCCGGCAGCCGUUAUCCGUACGAGGCGCCCUAUAUUUAUUUGAAGACCACCUGCCAUGACAUACCGCACGAGCUGCGACUGCGAUAUGCUCGUCAUUUGUAUCAUGAGGCGCGCGAAAUCUGCCGCGAUGGCAUACCCUGUGUCUACAGCAUUUGCGAGCUGUUGCAGACCGAAGAGCUGGCGGGUCAUCUAUCCACAACAGCAUUUCCCACGCCCAAACGCUCGCUGUUCUACGACGAGCCAGCGUCGGGCACAGACGACAUGACCAAUGGCGCUGCCAGCGAGCUAGUGCGUCCCAGUCAUUAUGAGCGUGGCCAGACAACACGUCAGGGUGGCGACGGUGGCCAACGACGCAAUAUGGCACAGCUGGAGCAGGAGAAUCGACGUCUGCUGGAGACGUUUCAGCAGCGGCGCAAGGACGAGCGCUACCACAAGCUCAUUGCGGCGCGUCAGCAGCUGCCGGCGUUUGCUGAAAUGGAACGCAUAUUGCAGCUGAUUGACAACUCACCCGUGGUGGUCAUUUCCGGCGAGACAGGCUGUGGCAAGAGCACACAAGUGCCGCAGUUUAUACUCGACAAUUGGUUCUUCCGCGCACUGCAGCAGCCGCCCAAGACGCCACUGCCGCAUGUGGAGAUCAUUUGCACGCAACCGCGUCGUAUUUCGGCCAUUGGUGUGGCGGAGCGUGUGGCUGCCGAGCGGCUGGAUCGCAUUGGCCAGCUGGUGGGCUAUCAGAUACGACUGGAGAACAAAGUGUCGCCCAGCACUCGUUUGAGUUUUUGCACCACCGGCAUCUUGCUGCGUCGCCUGGCCUCUGACCCGCUGCUGAGCAAUGUCAGCCAUGUGAUUGUGGAUGAGGUGCACGAACGCUCCGAGGAGUCCGACUUCCUGCUGCUCAUUCUGAAGCAAAUAUUGCGCGAACGCAAGGAUCUCAAAGUUAUACUCAUGUCGGCCACACUGAAUGCCAAGCUCUUCUCUGAUUAUUUUGGUGGCGCUCCAGUGCUGGACAUACCCGGACGCACACAUCCCGUGCAGCAAUUCUUUCUGGAGGACAUACUGGAGAUGAGCGACUUUGUUAUGGAAUGCGAUACCAAAUAUUGCCGCAAGUUGAGAAAACAGGAGCAGGAGCUGCUGCUGCGCGAACUGGAGUUUGCCGAUGUGCAGGCCAGUGGUGAGCCGCCAGGUCAAAAGAUCAAGGACGAGAAACUAACCCUGGCAGAGACUUAUCUGCGUUAUGCUGAAUACAGCAAGACGACUUGCAAGAGCAUCUACCUCAUGGAGCCGAUGAUGAUUAAUCCAGAGCUAGUCGAGGCUGUGCUGCGGCAUAUUGUGGACGGGGAGCAUGACUGGCCACGCGAGGGCAGCAUCUUGGUGUUCCUGCCGGGCUUCCAGGAGAUACAGGCCGUGCAUGAUGCGCUGACGGAUAGCUCAAUGUUUUCGCCACGUGCUGGAAAGUUUGUGCUGGUGCCACUGCACUCGGCGCUGUCUAGCGAGGAUCAGGCAGCGGUGUUCAAGCGGGCGCCGGCGGGCAAGCGUAAAAUCGUGUUGAGCACCAACAUCGCGGAGACUUCGGUGACCAUUGACGAUUGCGUGUUUGUCAUUGAUUGCGGCUUGAUGAAGGAGAAAUGCUUCGACUCGAACCGCAACAUGGAGUCACUGGACUUGGUCUGGGUGUCGCGUGCCAAUGCCAAGCAGCGCAAAGGACGUGCCGGACGUGUUAUGCCCGGCGUGUGCAUACAUCUCUAUACGGGUUAUCGCUACCAUCAUCAUAUACUGGCGCAACCCGUGCCCGAGAUACAGCGUGUGCCGCUCGAGCAGAUUGUGCUGCGCAUCAAGACGCUACAAACGUUUGCCGCUCGCAAUACACUGGCGGUGCUGCUGGAAACGCUGGAGGCGCCCAGCGAGGACAGCGUGCUGGGUGCGCUGACGCGUCUGCGUGAUGUGGGCGCCCUGGAUGCCGAGGAUCAGCUGACGCCGCUGGGUCAUCACUUGGCUGCGCUGCCUGUGGACGUGCGCAUUGGCAAGCUGAUGCUGUAUGGCGCCAUCUUCCAGUGCCUGGACAGCGUGCUCACCAUUGCCGCCUGCCUCAGCAACAAGUCGCCGUUCGUCAGUCCGCUCAACAAGCGCGUCGAGGCGGACAAAUGCAAGCGGCAAUAUGCCAUCGGCAAUAGCGAUCAUCUCACCGUGCUCAAUGCCUAUCGCAAAUGGCUUGAGGUGCAUCGGCGUGGACACUUUGGCGCCAGUCGCAACUAUGCCACGGAGCACUUCCUGUCGCUCAACACGCUGGAGACCAUUGCCGAACUCAAAUACCAAUAUCUGGAACUGCUCGUCUCCAUUGGAUUUGUGCCCAUCAAUGUGCCACGUCGACGCAAAAACGCCACCGAUAAUAUACUCGAGCUAACAGGUGUGGAGCAGAACAUAAAUGGCGAUAACAAUCGUCUGCUCACAUCGCUGCUCUGUGCUGCGCUCUAUCCGAAUGUGGUGAAGAUAUUGACGCCGGAGCGGAUUUAUAUACAAACCGCUGGAGGCGCUGUGCCACGCGAGCCAGGACAUCAGGAUUUAAGAUUUAAGACACGUGGGGAUGGCUAUGUGCGCAUACAUCCGUCCUCGGUGAACUCUCAGGUAGCUGUCUUCCAAGCGCCGUUCCUGGUCUACCAGGAGAAGGUGCGCACCAGCUCGAUUUUUAUACGCGACUGCUCCAUGCUGCCGCUGGUGGCUCUCGUGCUCUUUGCCGGCAGCGAUUUCAAGGUGGAACUUCAUGGCGGCGAUUUUCUAUUUUUACUCGAGAGCGGCUGGAUUAUAUUGAAGGCGCAUAAUCAUGAGACGGCCGAGAUGAUACAGUGCCUGCGCUUGGAGCUGAUUAAGCUGUUGGAGGAAAAGAUACGGGAUCCAUGCCUCAAUCUGUUGCACCACAAGAACGGUUGCCAGAUAAUCAAAAAUAUUGCAUUCUUAAUAAGUCAUAAUAGCUGAAAUUUAAUCAAUAUGUUUCUUUGUUUAUUGCCUAUUUAUCGAACCCACUGCCGUACAUAUAUUUUAAUUACGGUACAUGGGUGGCAGAUAAAUCAAAUUAACAAAAUUAAAUAAUAGCAUAAUAU